UAUCCAUUACCAAGAUAAACACGGAGACACGUAUACAUUUAAAAUAACAGCAGCAACCGAACUCAUCCCAUAAUUUCAUUCGAUUUCCACCAAACUUACUCCAAAGCAGAGUUUGAAGGAGGUUUAAAGAAAGACCCAUGUCACUGAUUCGACGAAUGACCGGCGGGAGGCGGCGGAGGAACGUGUUCUUCGACCCCUUCGCAUUGGAGAACUGGGAUUCAUCUGAAGAAACAGCCUCUGCUUUCAUGGACACUCAAAUCGACUGGAAAGAGACGCCAAAUGCUCACAUCUUCAAGGCGAAUCUUCCUGGUUUGAAAAUAGAAGAAGUAAUGAAUGUUAAUGAAGCCAAAAUUCUGCAGUUGAGUGGUGAGAGAAGGAAAGAGACAGAGGAGGAGAGCGAACAGUGGCACAGAGUGGAGCGGAGGAGUGGUAAGUUCUUGAGGAGAUUCAGAUUGCCGAAGAAUGUCAAAGUGGAGGACAUAAAGACAAGCAUGGAGGACGGAAUUUUGACGGUGAUUGUACCUAAAAUUGAAGGCGUAAAGCCUGAAAUCAAGUCCAUUGCAAUCUCUUAAUACAUAUGUUUACAAUCAUGUUACGUUCCAUUGAUACGUACUUCAUUGAUUGCAAUCCUUGUGUAUUAUUAAUAAUACAUAAUGUUUAAAUCA
Messenger RNA from Cucumis melo (muskmelon), 665 nucleotides. Its product is annotated as class I heat shock protein-like. Lineage: Eukaryota; Viridiplantae; Streptophyta; Magnoliopsida; Cucurbitales; Cucurbitaceae. The record is from RefSeq and is a predicted model, not a curated record. Gene Ontology annotation, biological process: protein folding; response to salt stress; response to hydrogen peroxide.